Molecule: messenger RNA, 1378 nt
Organism: Spinacia oleracea (spinach)
Lineage: Eukaryota; Viridiplantae; Streptophyta; Magnoliopsida; Caryophyllales; Amaranthaceae
Exons: 5
Coding region: 336-746 (136 amino acids)
Source: RefSeq, a predicted model, not a curated record
CUCUUGAUAUGUAACUGUGUUGCUCCUCUUGUGACCUCAAACUGGAAUAGAUACAACUUCCAGCUCUGGAACUCCAGUGACUGUUCCAAGUGUACAUCAGGAACUUCACCAUCUGAUUCAAGUUCCUAUCCUAAUAGAAACUUGGGCAUUUACCUGUCUGAAGUCAUUUAGCAACCAUAAUCAGGAAGUUUGCAAUAUGUGUGUGUCAUCAACCAAAACUUAGGAACAACAUCAACACUCCAGAAAGUGAAGCUCUACGAGAAUGGUUACUGCAAAAUGAAGAUAAAAUACAAGCUCUGAUUAGCGAGAAUUCUGACGCUCCUCUUGCACCCUCAAUGAAAGAACCAACUAUGGAAGACGUCAUACCAAUCAAUUCACUUCUAACCGCUGGAAAGAAUACAUCAUCGUUUUGGAUUAAAGCAUCUGCUAAAAUAGCAAACUUCAGCCAAAAAUUCUGGUACACUGGUUGCAAUACAUGUUGGAGGGCAAUACAAGCGGACCACGGCCAAACAUUUAACUAUAGAAACUGCUCGGGACAAGAACGUGUUGUAGAAGCAAGAUGCCGUUUUUCCAUAGAACUCAAAGACUCACCUGGUGCCAUUUCAGCAACCAUCUUUGGAAAAAUUGCAGAAGAAGUUUUUGCAAUGGAUGUUCAAAAGCUUAUGCAAUUUAGUGACAAGACAAUAAGAUUGAUACAACUGCUCUGGGAAUUUGGUCACUCACUAAAGAGUACUACUUCCAACUAAAGCCAAACAGAAACAACGAAAAUCAAUACAUCAUCAUAAAGGCUUUGGACAAGCUGCAACAAGACCAUGCAAAGGAAGCACCAAAAACGACCCCUCCCAAACAAGAAAAUGAAAACAAUGUUCUCCAGAACACAAGCAAUUAUGUAUACUCUUCUUCUCUUUCCAAAAAUCUUAGAGUCUAGCUUUACCCCUUACAAUGCCAGCAAUUCUUUUUUUUCUUUUUUUUUUAACAUUUGACAUUUGACAUUUGACAUUUGACAUUUGUUGAAAUAGAAGCAUGUUUCUUUAGCUUCUCAUAGAAAUUAGAGAGAGUUUUCAUGUACCCAGUAAGGCAGUAACAACAGGGGAACAUGGGAGCUAUCAAUCCUUUAUCCCUCCUCUCCCCCUCCUCUCUUCUUUGUUCAGUUACUGUUUAUCAUUUGUUUUGUUUUCUUUGGGAUCUUGUAAGCUAGGAUAAAUGUGCUAUUAAACUCAUUUCUGUUUCCAUCCAUCAAAACCAAGAUGGACUAAUGGACUAUCUUGCUUCAACAACUUAUCCACGAGACUAAUGACCACUUGCUAUACCUAUAUAUCUUUAUAAAUAAAAUUACCGAUCAAUUAGUUGAUUGCUAAUUUAUCCUAACUUACUUCAU